Budorcas taxicolor (takin) is the source of this 3102-nucleotide messenger RNA. RefSeq names its product toll like receptor 8 (gene TLR8). Gene Ontology annotation, cellular component: plasma membrane. Gene Ontology annotation, molecular function: pattern recognition receptor activity; protein binding. Lineage: Eukaryota; Metazoa; Chordata; Mammalia; Artiodactyla; Bovidae. Gene Ontology annotation, biological process: defense response to virus; positive regulation of interleukin-6 production; toll-like receptor signaling pathway. The transcript has a single exon. The record is from RefSeq and is a predicted model, not a curated record. Bases 1 to 3102 code for a protein of 1033 amino acids.
AUGACCCUUCGCUUUUUGCUUCUGACCUCCCUUUUCCUGCUCAUCUCCGAUUCCUGUGAGUUCUUCACUGAAGCCAGUUAUCCCCGAAGCUAUCCUUGCGAUGUGAAAAACAAAAAUGGCUCUUUUAUUGCAGAAUGUAACAGUCGUCGAUUACAGGAAGUACCCCAAACAGUGGACAAAGCUGUGACAGAAGUAGACCUGUCUGAUAAUUUCAUCACAUGUAUAACGAAUGAAUCCUUUCAAGGGCUGCAAAAUCUGACUAAAAUCAACCUGAACCAUAAUGCCAAGUCCCAGAGUGGAAAUCCUGCUGUAAAGAAAGCUAUGACUAUUACAGAUGGGGCAUUUCUCAACCUCAAACACCUAAGGGAGUUGCUGCUGGAAGACAACCAGUUACAAGAAAUACCGGCUGGUUUGCCAGAAUCUUUGAAAGAACUUAGUCUAAUUCAAAACAACAUAAUUACGUUAACGAAAAAGAACACUUCUGGACUUGGGAACCUGGAACGUCUCUAUUUGGGCUGGAACUGUUAUUUUGCUUGUAAUAAAAAAUUUAGCAUAGAAAAUGGAGCAUUCCAAAACCUUACCAAGUUGAAGGUGCUGUCAUUAUCUUUUAAUCCCCUUCACAGCGUGCCACCGAGUCUGCCAAGCUCGCUAACAGAACUCUACCUUAGCAAUACCCAUAUUGGAAACGUCAGUGAAGAAGACUUCAAGGAACUGAGCAAUUUAAGAGUACUAGAUUUAAGUGGAAACUGCCCGAGAUGUUUUAAUGCUCCGUUUCCCUGUGUACCUUGCCAAGGAGGUGCUUCAAUUCAGAUACACCCUCUUGCUUUUCAAACCCUGACCCAACUUCGCUACCUAAACCUCUCUAGCACUUCACUCCGGAAGGUUCCUGCCAGGUGGUUUGACAACAUGCACAAUCUGAAGGUGUUGGAUCUUGAAUUCAACUAUUUAAUGGAUGAAAUAGCCUCGGGGGAAUUUUUGACAAAAUUGCCCUCCUUAGAAAUACUUGAUUUAUCUUACAACUACGAACUGAAAAAAUAUCCUCAGCACAUUAACAUUUCCAAAAAUUUCUCGAAGCUUAUAUCUCUCCAGAUGUUGCAUUUAAGAGGUUAUGUGUUCCAGGAACUUAGAAGGAAAGAUUUCAAGCCCCUGCAGCACCUCUCAAAUUUAACGACUAUCAACUUGGGCGUUAACUUUAUUAAGCAGAUUGAUUUUAGCAUUUUCCACUGGUUCCCCAACCUGAAAAUCAUUUACUUGUCAGAAAACAGAAUAUCGCCCCUGGUCAGUGAUACUGAGCAACAUGAUGCAAAUGGGACCUUUUUCCAGAGUCACAUCCUGAAGCGACGCUCAGCUGACAUUCAAUUUGACCCACAUUCGAAUUUUUAUCAUAACACCCAUCCUUUAAUAAAGACAGAAUGUUCACGUCUUGGCAAUGCCUUAGAUUUAAGCUUGAACAGUAUUUUCUUUAUUGGGGUAAACCAGUUUAAAGAUUUUGGAAACAUUUCCUGUUUAAAUCUGUCUUCAAAUGGCAAUGGCCAGGUGUUAAAUGGAACGGAAUUUUCACGCUUGUCUGGUAUCAAGUAUUUGGAUUUGACAAACAAUAGACUAGACUUUGAUGAUGAUGCUGCUUUCAGUGAGUUGCCGUUGUUGGAAGUUCUCGAUCUCAGCUACAAUGCGCACUAUUUCCGAAUAGCAGGGGUAACGCACCGUCUAGGGUUUAUUGAACAUUUAACUAACCUGAGAGUUUUAAACUUGAGCAACAAUGACAUUUUUACUUUAACAGAAACACAACUGAAAAGCGCGUCCCUAGGAGAAUUAGUUUUCAGUGGGAACCGCCUUGACCUUCUGUGGAAUGCUCAAGAUGUCAGGUACUGGCAAAUUUUUCAAAAUCUCACCAAUCUGACCCGGCUUGACUUAGCCCGUAAUAACCUUCAGCAUAUCUCCAGUCAGGCCUUCCUUAACUUGCCCAGGACUCUCACUGACCUAUAUAUAAAUGAUAACAUGUUAAAUUUCUUUAACUGGUCAUUACUGGAAUACUUCCCUCACCUCAGGUUGCUUGACUUAAGUGGAAACCAGCUGUUCUUUUUAACCAAUAGCCUAUCUACAUUUGCAUCUUCUCUUGAGACGCUACUACUGAGUCGAAACAGAAUUUCCCACCUGCCAUCUGACUUUCUUUCUGGAGCCAGCAGCCUGAUACACCUCGAUUUGAGCUCCAACCAGCUCAAGAUGCUCAACAGAUCCACGUUUGAAACGAAGACCGCCACCAAGUUAACCAUUUUGGAACUAGGGAGUAACCCUUUCGACUGUACCUGUGACUUCGGAGAUUUUCGAGAAUGGAUGGACGGAAAUCUGAACGUCAGGGUUCCCAGACUGACCGAUGUCCUUUGUGCCAGUCCCGGGGAUCAAGAAGGCAAGAGCAUUGUGAGUCUAGACCUCACCACUUGUGUUUCAGAUACCAUUGCGGCCAUAUUCUGUUUCUUAACCUUUUCUGUCACCAUCUCAGUGAUGCUGGCUGCCCUGGCCCACCACUGGUUUUACUGGGAUGCUUGGUUUAUCUACCAUGUGUGCUUAGCUAAGGUCAAAGGCUACAGGUCUCUGUCCACAUCCCAGACUUUCUACGAUGCUUAUGUUUCUUAUGACACCAAAGAUGCUUCUGUCACGGACUGGGUGAUCAAUGAAUUGCGCUUCCACCUGGAAGAGAGUGAGGACAAGAAUGUGCUCCUGUGUUUAGAGGAAAGGGAUUGGGACCCGGGUCUAGCCAUCAUCGACAACCUCAUGCAGAGCAUCAACCAAAGCAAGAAAACAAUAUUUGUUUUAACCAAAAAAUAUGCCAAAAACUGGAAUUUUAAAACGGCAUUCUACUUGGCCUUGCAGAGGCUAAUGGAGGAGAAUAUGGAUGUGAUUGUCUUUAUUCUGCUGGAGCCAGUGUUGCAGCAUUCGCAGUAUUUGAGGCUGCGGCAGAGGAUCUGCAAGAGUUCCAUCCUCCAGUGGCCUGAUAACCCCAAGGCGGAAGGCUUGUUUUGGCAGAGUCUGAAAAACGUCGUCCUAACAGCCAACGAUUCACGGUAUAACAACUUGUAUGUCAAUUCCAUUAAGCAGUACUAA